AUGGUGAAGAAAAAGAGAAAAUUUUCCAGGUUUUUUGACAUAAGAAACACUGUUUUCUUUGAAAUUGCUAUUGGGAUCUCAUUCAAUACCAUCCUGCUUCUGUUCCACAUUCUCAUAUUCUUCCUCAAGCACAGGCCAAAGCCCCUAGACUUGACUGUCACACAGUUGGCUCUAAUCCAUCUGGUUAUGCUGGCGACCAUGAACUUCAUAGCUACAGAUACUUUUGAGUCUCAGGGUUGGGAGGAUGGCUUCACAUGUAAAUUGAUUAUCUAUGUGUACAGGUUGAUGAGGGCCCUCUCCAUCUGUACCACUUGCCUGCUGAGUGUCCUUCAGGCCAUCACCCUAAGCCCCAGAAACGUUUGCUUGGCAAAAUUCAAAUAUAAAUCUUCACAUCACUACCCAUAUUACCUUGGGAUUUUAUGGGUCUUGAAUAUGAUACUGAAUACUCGUUUCUUAAUCUCCAUUUGUGCCACCCCCAAUGUAACCUCAUACAAUCUCAUGUUUGUCACUGAAUCCUGCUCUCAGUGGCCCAUGAGUUACUUGUUCAGGUACAUAUUUUUUUCAUUAGUGAACAUUCAGGACAUCUCCUUCAUUGGACUGAUGGCUCUCUCAAGUGGAUACAUGGUAAAUCUCUUGUACAGGCAUAAGAGGCAAUUUCAACACCGUCACAGCACCAGGAGUUCUCCAAAAGCAUCUCCAGAAGAAAAGGCCACUCAGAGCAUCCUAAUGCUUAUGGUUUUCUUUAUGCUCAUGUACUUUUUGGACUGUGUUACUUUCUCAUCUCGUGCUAUACUGUGGAACAAUGACCCAAUUAAUAUUUGUGUCCACAUGCUUGUGGGCAAUGGUUAUGCCACAAUCUGUCCUUUUGUGCUAAUGAGCACUGAAAAACGAAUGAUUGAGUUCUUACCAUUCAGGUGGAAAAGACUAUAA
Octodon degus (degu) is the source of this 930-nucleotide messenger RNA. RefSeq names its product vomeronasal type-1 receptor 90-like. The transcript has a single exon. Gene Ontology annotation, biological process: G protein-coupled receptor signaling pathway. Gene Ontology annotation, molecular function: pheromone receptor activity. The record is from RefSeq and is a predicted model, not a curated record. Lineage: Eukaryota; Metazoa; Chordata; Mammalia; Rodentia; Octodontidae. The coding region runs from base 1 to 930 and encodes 309 amino acids. Gene Ontology annotation, cellular component: membrane.